Molecule: messenger RNA, 4345 nt
Organism: Fopius arisanus
Lineage: Eukaryota; Metazoa; Arthropoda; Insecta; Hymenoptera; Braconidae
Gene: SA1
Product: stromal antigen
Exons: 3
Coding region: 146-3664 (1172 amino acids)
Biological process (GO): sister chromatid cohesion
Cellular component (GO): chromatin; cohesin complex; nucleus
Molecular function (GO): chromatin binding
Source: RefSeq, a predicted model, not a curated record
UACAUCGAAAAAUGGCGGAUUGAGAUAAACUGCGGCGUUUAUUUUCCCGCGGUUACUCAUUAAUGACGUGAUCAACAGCAAUAACUCGUUAAAAUCGUCAAAGUGACUUUUAUUGAUGCUUUGAGAACCUCAAUAACGACCAAACAUGAUGCAUCGACGUGGGGGCAAGAGAAUCCGCAUGGAUGAUCCUGUGCCACCCGAGUACCAAGAACCAAUGACACCGAUGACGCCAAUGACUGAUAACAUGGAGACAGGGGAUAAUUAUGGGGGCUAUUCCUCCUAUCAGGCACCACAGACGCCAAUUCAUACCCCAAUUCCGGACCAUCUGUCAGAGACCUACAGUUCGCCAAGUACAUCUCACCACCAGUACCAGGACCAGCAGCCGCUUUCUAACGAGCCCCAGUUCGAGCAACCGAUGACCCCAGCCACUCCAAACAUGAGAAUCACCCGCAAUACUCGCGCCAGGAUGCGAGGAGGUGCAGUUGUUCAACCAAAAUACCGAGAAGUGGACACGGACUACAUUCCCUCACAGCCGCCUUCGAAGCCUCGUGGAGGUGGAGGUCGAGGUAGAGCUAAAAAAUUCAUUAACCCCGCGAGCUCCGAGGACGAGCAGAGUCUCUACUUUGUGAUAAAAAAUAACCGGUCGUCCCUGACGCACAUUGUGGAUGAGUGGAUCGAGAAAUACAAGACAAACCGAGACAAUGCCCUUUUGCUUUUGAUGCAGUUCUUCAUAAAUGCCAGUGGCUGCAAGGGAAAAAUUACCUCAGAGAUGCAGACAUCGAUGGAGCAUGUGGCGAUAAUUCGUCGAAUGACUGAAGAGUUCGAUGAGGAGUCCGGGGAAUACCCUCUCAUCAUGACUGGCCAGCCCUGGAAAAAGUUCCGCUCGAAUUUUUGUGAAUUCGUACAGAUUCUCGUGCGCCAGUGCCAAUACUCGAUUAUUUACGAUCAAUUCCUCAUGGACAAUGUGAUCUCGUUGUUGACGGGUCUUUCAGACUCUCAAGUCCGAGCGUUUCGGCAUACAGCGACUCUGGCAGCCAUGAAGUUGAUGACAGCGCUUGUCGACGUGGCCCUGACGGUCUCAGUCAACCUAGACAACACUCAACGUCAGUACGAGUCUGAGAGGCAGAAGGCCAGGGAAAAACGAGCAGCUGAUAGGCUGGAGUCUCUCAUGGCAAAGCGAAAGGAACUUGAGGAAAACAUGGAUGAGAUCAAAAACAUGUUGACUUAUAUGUUCAAGUCGGUGUUUGUUCACAGGUAUAGGGACACUUUACCUGAAAUCAGAGCCAUCUGCAUGGCUGAGAUUGGUGUCUGGAUGAAGAAGUUUCAUCAAAAUUUUUUGGAUGAUUCAUACCUGAAAUACAUCGGUUGGACACUUCAUGAUAAAGUUGGUGAGGUCAGGCUCAAGUGUCUCCAGGCACUGCAGCCCCUCUACGCCUCUGAGGAACUUAAAGCUAAGCUCGAGCUUUUUACGAGCAAAUUCAAGGACAGAAUUGUCGCUAUGACACUGGAUAAGGAGUAUGAUGUGGCGGUGCAGGCUGUCAAGCUCGUGAUAUCAAUUUUAAAGCAUCAUCGAGAGAUUUUAACUGAUAAAGACUGUGAGCAUGUUUAUGAACUUGUUUACUCGUCCCACAGGGCUGUGGCACAGGCAGCUGGAGAAUUCUUGAAUGAGAGGCUCUUUACUCCUGAUGAAGAGGCUGUUGCUGGGGUGAAGACGAAACGAGGCAAGAAGAGGCUUCCCAAUACACCACUUAUCAGGGAUCUUGUCCUGUUUUUUAUUGAAUCUGAGCUGCAUGAGCACGGAGCUUAUCUCGUGGACUCACUUAUCGAAACAAAUCAGAUGAUGAAGGACUGGGAGUGCAUGACAGAUCUACUCUUGGAGGAGGCUGGUCCUGAGGAGGAGGCCCUUGACAAUCAAAAGGAAACGUCGUUGAUCGAAUUGAUGGUGUGCUGCAUCAAACAAGCAGCCACUGGAGAGGCACCUGUUGGCAGGGGACCGACGAGAAAGCUUCUGUCUGCCAAGGAGCAGAAGCAGGUGUCUGAUGAUAAGCAAAGGCUCACCGAACACUUCAUCGUCACACUGCCUCUUCUUCUUGACAAGUAUCGAGCUGAUCCAGAGAAAUUAGCUAAUUUACUGGCAAUUCCUCAAUAUUUCGAGCUUGAUAUUUAUGUCAAGUCUAGGCAGGAGAGGAACCUUGAAGCUCUACUUGAGAAGAUCAAGGGAAUCGUCGAGAAGAUGCAUGACACUGACGUCCUGGAGACUGCUGCCAGAACACUCGAGUACAUGUGUGUGGAGACUCACGCCAAAUUUUCACAGUGCGAUACUGCCAGGAGAACCCUCAUCGAUUCAAUUGUCAAUAAAUAUAAGGAAGCUAUUGAUGAUUAUCGAAAUUUAAUCGAUGGGGCUGAGACGCCUGAUGAGGACGAGAUAUUCAAUGUCGUUCAGUCGUUGAAGAAAGUAGCCAUCUUCUACAGUUGUCAUGAUAUGAAUGGCUGGGAAAUCUGGGAAUCCUUAUAUAAAAACAUCGAAGAUGCCAAGGACCCUCAGAGGAGCUUUCCUGAGGAAGCUACCAAAUACUGUAUCAGUGGGUGCUUCUUUUCAAUUCUGUGGGGACAAAAUCAUCUUCUAGAGGCUAAUGACCUGGGGCCCAGGGGGGAGGACGAGGCGAGGGAACUCUAUAAGUGUUUACAUACGUUCAUGGAUGCCAUGAGGUAUUUCGUAGCUGGUGAAGGGAACAGAAUGGCUGUACCUCUCCGAGAGGAAGCCUACAACACCAUCUGCGAUCUUCUAGUGAUGUUCUGCAACCAACUCAACAGUAAUUCAAAUCCACUCCUCCAUAAAUUGGUCUACGAACCCGACCAGGAUAUGCAAGACAUGUUAAACAAGUUUAUCCAGGAUUACGUGUUCUUUGACGAAGACGAAGAAGAUCACGACGAGCACUCGAAGAUCGAAGAACUUCACAAGAGGAGAAACUUCCUGGCUAGCUACUGCAAACUUAUCGUUUACAAUAUGAUCCCAACAAAAUCAGCUGCCGAUGUUUUCAAGCAUUACGUCAGAUACUACAAUGAUUAUGGGGAUAUCAUCAAAACGACUCUGGGAAAAGCCAGGGAUAUCAAUAAGGUAAAUUGUGCCCUCACCAUGCAACUCAGUCUGAAUAAACUCUACAAUGACGUGGUCCUGGAGAAGGGGAACAACAGGACUAUCGAUGAUAUUACUCCAAUUAAGGAAUUGGCCAAGAGAUUUGCUUUGUCCUUUGGGCUCGACGCUGUGAAGAACAGGGAGGCUAUCACUGCUCUCCACAGGGCAGGAAUUUUAUUUGCAAUCACUCCACCCGAUGGCGAGGAACUCGAUCCCACUGGACCUCCACCCAAUCUUCCCUACCUCGAGAUUCUCCUAGAAUUCACAAAUAAAUUGUUGAGGCAGGAUAAAAAAGUUGUUCUCACCUUUUUGGAUCUCAAACUUCCUGCCGGAAUGCCCUCCUCGAGGGGAGAGGAUUGGCAGCCUCUACUGAUGUACAGGAAUAGUUUGCUGCAUGGGGAAACUGAUCAAGUCCCUGUCACCAGUAAGAGGGCCUACACUAGGCGCAAAAAGGAUCAAUUAAUUGAAGAGGAAGAGGCUGAGGAAGCCGAUGAGGGUUCUGAUCAUGAGUUCAUGGGUAUCAACUAACUGCUUUGCCAUUUGUGUCUACGCCACGUCAUCCUCGCUCGUUUUCUACGCUUAUGCUUCAUUCAUUUUUUCUUUACAUUUUUUUUUUGUAAUUACCAUUUUUAUUUGAUUUACUUUAGCCACUCAGAAAAUCAAGAUAAAUAAACGUGACUUCUGAGAGUUAAAUGUCUCUUCGCUAUUAUAUUGAAUUAUCUUGAUUUACCGAGUUCCAUUCACUAUUUUAACAUCUCUCAUUCAUCACGUUAUUCACCAAUAAAAAUCGAUGGCUCAGUGCAAGAGGGUUUCAUUGUUGUUAAGUCCUCAGAAAAAUGUUUCAUCCUAAUAAUAAAAAAGAAGAAGAUAUGAUGAAAGGUCUUAAAAAUUAGAACAAUAAUUUUGCAGGAAUCGAUGAACUUCCUCCUGCACCAGUCUGUCGAUAUCAGAUUCACUUGAAAUGAGCGAAACAAAUAAUGAACGAAUGAAUAUGAGAAAAAUGUGUCAGUGGAGCAUUAGGGAUGCUAUGAGGGCUCGAAAGCAAUGGCAGGCCCUUUUUUAAUUAUUUUAUUUUAGUGCAUAAAAAUAUCAGAUGCUAAAUUGUAAUAAAAAAAUGAUUUUUUUUUAUAUAUUGAUGAUGGAUAAUGAGACUAAAAGAUAUACUCAAUGUAAAUUGGUGUUUUAAUAAUACAGAAAAUUUCUCUACCA